Molecule: messenger RNA, 3357 nt
Organism: Xylona heveae TC161
Lineage: Eukaryota; Fungi; Ascomycota; Xylonomycetes; Xylonales; Xylonaceae
Product: rho-GTPase-activating protein-like protein
Exons: 6
Coding region: 316-3000 (894 amino acids)
Biological process (GO): small GTPase-mediated signal transduction; cytoskeleton organization
Cellular component (GO): cytoplasm; cell division site; division septum
Molecular function (GO): GTPase activator activity
Source: RefSeq, a predicted model, not a curated record
CUGGGUGAAAUCCAACUUCCUUCUGCCAACCUACGAUCACGCGGUUACAGAGAACACGAGAGUCCGAAACUGAUCUUAUGUUUGUCUCUAAUAUCUGUCGUGUGAUUUUCAGCGAAUUGUUCUACCAUCGAGCGUUUUUGCAACUUCCCUGAGCCUGCUAUCCGACGUCACUGGCCCAUGUUUGUAUUGGAUUAUUAGACUGUUUUCCCCUGUCGCGACAAUCUCCGCAACGCCCCGUGCCGCUCAAUCAAGCCUUUUACUGCUCAGCUUCAGCAUAAUAAGAGAGGAGAUUUGUUAGCCUACUUGAAACUCAUCAUGCCGGGUUUUGCGGACUCGUUUUGGUCUGGCGACUACGCCGCAGGCCUCGGUGUACUUUUCGAGAAGCUUCAGCAGGGUAUUGUUGAGAAUCAACAAGUCCUCACCAUUGCGAAAAUGCGAGCAGUAGCAGAGGAUACCUACAGCCAGAAAAUGGGCGAGAUAGUUCCAGCCACUGAGAAACUGACUGGAGGUUUCGCCAAGGAUGAUGGAGCAAGUGUUCGAAAAGCCUACGAGGGCGUGCGAGGGGAAAUGGAGGAAGCUUCCAAAAACCACAGGAAAAUUGCAUCGAAUAUUCGCGAGCUAGUCGUCAUCCCCUUUGGUCGGUGGUGCGAUGCGCAUGAAGCGCGAAUUGCCAACUCGCAAAAUGAUUUGCAAGCGCGAGUGAAGGCUCAUGACAAGCAGUCUGAGACGGUUAGGAAACUUCGAAGUCAUUACUUCAACAAAUGUCGUCUAGUGGAAGAUUUGGAGGAAGAAAAUAAGCUCGCGUUUCAGGACCCGCAAUCCGACGCCAAUCCCCCAAAUCAGAUUCCGACUGUGAAGCUUCCGGAGGAAGAUGAUCCUGAGGAACCAGAACCGAUUGAUAUUGGGGAUGAGACCUAUGGACCGGAACAGGUUAAGAAAAUCUUGACAAGCAUGCUGGAAUCAAUCAAGCAAGGCGAUGUCAAAGUUCCGAUUUUGGGAACCUACCAAAACGUAUCCACUGGUGCGGACAUUGUGGAGUACAUCCAAAAGAAUCUGAAUGCCACUUCUGUCAGCUACGCGGAGAGAAUCGGUCAGGAUCUUGUCGCCAACGGCUUCUUACGGUUAGUGGGAAACGUUGGAAACACUUUCGCCAACAGCUCGAGAAUGCAUUAUCAAUGGAGACCCAAGGUUUACCAAAUGACUGGUGUGCCGGACCGAAAGCGGAUGUUGGACCGGGUAUCUUCCAUUAUGCUUGAGAACCCAGACUCGCCUGUCGCCGGAACCGUUGGAGAGUAUCUGGCUGGCUGGAAUCCCCUCAACAACCCACAUCCGAAUGAGACGCCAGGCGAUAAGCUCCGCCGGGAGGCUCGAGAAGCGGACGACCGUUACAAGAUCGCUGUCCGAAAGUUGGACGCUUUGCGUUGCAAUCUCGAGGAAGCGAUGAUGGACCAUCUCAAGUUUAUGGAGCGCUGCGAACUUGAUCGUCUCAAGGCAAUCAAGGCUGUGGUUCUCGAUUUCUCGGGUGCCAUCAGCAAUGUUAUUCCAAGUCUGCAAAGCACGGUCGAUAACAUGAUGCUUUACCAAGAGACGGUUCAGCCACUCGCAGACUUGAGAUAUCUCUUGGAGAAUUACCGGACUGGUCCCUUUAUUCCCAAAGUGCAGGUAUACGAGAAUUACUACAACUCAGUCGAUGAACAAACGUUUGGUGUGGACCUCGAAGCACGUGCGAGAGCGGAUCGAAAGCGCGUGCCAAUUAUUGUUACAACAAUUUUGACUUACUUAGACGAGCACUAUCCCGACCUUGAAGGCGAUGAAGCGCGCAGAGGCAUCUGGCUUGUUGACGUGCCGCUGGCGGCGACGCAUCACCUUCGUAAUGUCCUAAACACUGGCAAAGCCAUUCCGCGUGACGUGCUUGAACAAUACGAGAUACCCGUUAUUGCGAGCGUCUUGAAAUUAUAUCUGCUAGAACUUCCUGAUUCUCUUGUUUCUUCACACGUUUAUGAGAUCGUCAAGACGAUCUAUUCCACCACCGCUAGCGAAACCUCGGAAUCAACUCGUAUUUCGGUGAUUCAGAAUACCUUGGGCCAGCUACGUUUGGCAAAUAUUGCGACGCUUGAUGCGAUCAUGACUCACUUUACACGCUUAAUUGAACUUACGUCUGCUGAUGAGGCAGUCAUCUCUGCGCUGGCACAGAGUCUGGCUCCAUGCGUUCUAAGACCGCGCGUUUCCAGCAGUCUGACCAUGAAUGAACGACACAGCUACCGGCUUAUUCGGGACCUAUUUGCCCACAAAGAUGCGAUAUUUGGAGAGCUCAAGCGCGCUAGCACCUUGAAGACCGGGCCAACCCGCGCUCGUGCUGUGAGCACGGAUGAGAGCAACCGCCGUGUGAACAUGGAGGCUCGGAACCGCGCAAUUGCCUCACGAAGCCGGGGAAGCAGCCCUGCAGCUGGGAUUCAAUCCAUGCGACAUCGACGGGACCGAUCCAGUGGCGGGGUCGAAGGAAGAUUCCCGAUCAAUCCCGCGAGCCCACCUACCUUGGAGCGUGUGAGAACUACGCGUUCUAGCCUCGGAAUCCCAGGAAGCAACGAGGGCUCGCCAGUCGGCGAACGUUCCUCCCUCUCCACGAUGAGAUCGAGCGAAACUUCCCCUCCUCCGUCAUGGAAUGGUACAGAUGGCGCAGCCGCUGCUCUCAACGGCACUGCUGAGAACCCUGACGUUUUGUCCUCACCCACGAGCACAACGAGUGCCUCCACUCUGGAGAAGAGAGACUCGCUCGGCAGAUCCACGGGCUUGCCUAGCUCUGCCCGGUUCUCCCGCAAGACCAACAGCUUGCAGCGACAGAGCCUUACCGGCUCCCUUGGCAAGCGCGAUAGCGUUGGCUCCAUAGGCAGCGCAACCACAACCACCACCAACGGUCCUACUGCAAGCAGUACCGUUGCAACAGAGGCAUCCGACCGACCAGUUGGUGUCGAACUGAAGGAUGCUCCGAUGGAUGACUAAACGGGAUGUCUCAUAUGCUUUCCGUAUACUUUUACGUUUUGUUGUCUCAAGGGAGAAUUUGAUACACUCGGCAUUCACGAUAGGAUUGUAGGAUAGUAGGAUAAGAAGUGGAUUACUUUUCAGGCUAUAAUAAUGGAUAAUCAUAGAAGGAAACUUUCUGCCAUGAUUGUUAUCAUUAUUCUACGAUUGUUAUUUCCACAUCCUUGUGGCACUUGUGAUUUACUAAAUGUUGUUCCCAACACCAAUCCCUUGAACGGUAAACACCUAUGAUUCCGCACGUUUGACAGACGUGGGCACCCUUCAUUUGGCCGGAUCUGGUGGCUUUGUUCACUUCCACCGGUCCCCUCAUCUCAAGUC